CGUCGCGUCUCCGCAGGCCAGGGGUCGCCUCCCGCGGUCGCCAUGACGGCGGCCGUGUUCUUCGGCUGCGCCUUCGUUGCCUUCGGGCCUGCGCUCGCCCUCUACAUCUUCACCAUCGCUGCAGAGCCGUUGCGCAUCAUCUUCCUCAUUGUCGGAGCUUUCUUCUGGUUGCUUUCUCUACUACUUUCCUCCCUUGUCUGGUUCAUGGCAGGAAGCAUUACUGACAGCAAAGAUGGACCAGUACAGAAACAUCUACUGAUAUUUGGCGUGUUAGUCUCAGUCCUUAUCCAAGAAAUGUUUCGGUUUGCAUAUUAUAGACUUUUAAAAAAAGCCAAUGAGGGUUUGAAGGUUAUAAACCCAGAUGAGACAGCACCCUCUAUGCGAUUGUUGGCCUAUGUUUCUGGCUUGGGCUUUGGAAUCAUGAGUGGAGUAUUUUCCUUUGUAAAUACCCUGUCUAACUCGUUGGGGCCGGGCACAGUGGGCAUUCAUGGAGACUCUCCCCAGUUCUUCCUAAAUUCAGCUUUCAUGACUCUAGUUAUCAUGUUGCUGCACAUGUUCUGGGGCAUUGUGUUUUUUGAUGGCUGUGAGAAGAAAAAGUGGUAUGUUCUUCUUGUAGUUCUUCUGACCCAUCUGCUGGUGUCGGCCUUGACUUUCAUUAGUUCUCAUUAUGGAAUAAAUCUGGUGUCAACAUAUAUGAUCAUGGUGUUCAUGGGUAUCUGGGCAUUCUUUGUUGCCGGAGGCAGCUACCGAAACCUCAAACUAUGCCUGCUCUGUCAAGACGAGGACUUCCUCCUCUUUAACCAGCGUUCCAGAUAACCCCUGAGAGCCAGCACCUCUCAAACAGUAAGCUGCAUCUUUAGAGGAAGCACAUCUGUACCUUUUUCUAAAAAAAAAAAAAAAAAAAAAAAAAAAAGUUUUUUUCUGGUGGAAUUUAGAAAAAAAACAAAACUACAACAUGGCUUUCAUGGUUGCUCUCUAAAAGGGAUACAUCAAUAGUUUGCCUCCUGGCCGAGCAUGAGAAUCACCUGGGGAAGCAUAAAGAAUACUGAUUUCUGGCUUCCACCUUCCAGAUUUCAUUGGUCUGGGCAUUUGGUAUUUUUUUUUAAAAGCUUCCUAGAUGACUCAAGUGUGCAGCCAGGUCCAGAAUCACCAGUGUCCAAAUAGGAAAUUCGUGAGACCACUAUAAGUGAAUCAGAAUCUGAUGUUUAGCUGUCUCCUAACUCACCUUGUGCUGAGCAAGUAAAUAUCUGAAUGUCAAA
Molecule: messenger RNA, 1259 nt
Organism: Pteropus alecto (black flying fox)
Lineage: Eukaryota; Metazoa; Chordata; Mammalia; Chiroptera; Pteropodidae
Gene: APH1B
Product: aph-1 homolog B, gamma-secretase subunit
Exons: 6
Coding region: 43-816 (257 amino acids)
Biological process (GO): Notch receptor processing; Notch signaling pathway; positive regulation of catalytic activity
Cellular component (GO): gamma-secretase complex; membrane; endoplasmic reticulum
Molecular function (GO): protein-macromolecule adaptor activity
Source: RefSeq, a predicted model, not a curated record